GUGCCACGAGAAGAGAAGCUUUUCAGUAGGAAAAUAGUGCUCACUGCUGGGGCGCCCUGAAGUCGGAACGCCGUUGCUCAGUUUUUUGUACGUUGGGUGCGGACGGAUAGGAGGGCCACAGGAGGUUGAUCAAUUAACCCGCCGCUCUAGCCUUGAAUUAGGUGGGCGGUGGUGGGAUCAUAUUGGCGUAGCCUCCCGUGGAUUUGGGACGUGCAUGCACAAUGUCCGCCAGGUCGAUGCUCCGGAAUAUCUUGCAGAACGGGGCCGUUCAAAAUGCUUUGCGGCAGAAUGUGUCGGUAGUUGCUUCGAAUGGGGCCAAUCUGGUGCAGCAUAGGAUUGCAACAAAUAGUGUUGUGCUAGAAUCUGGUCUGAAAUGUGCAGUGGCGGAGUAUGGAUUCGCAUCCAGGGGCUUUACUGCUUGGCAUGGACCCUUGCUCGCUGAUGAUAAGAUAGUCGAAUCUCUGGGCAACGCAACUGGACUGGAAAGAGAAGAGCUGGAAGCCGAGAUGGAGGGCAAGUCAAGGUUCGAGACUGCUCCACCAACCGGACCCUUUGGUACCAAGGAAGCCCCUGCAAUUGUGGAGUCACACUUUGAUGAACGGAUUGUCGGUUGCCCUGGUGGAGUGGGGGAUGAUGAACAUGAUGUCCUGUGGUUCCAUUUGAAGAAAGACGAGACCUUCGAGUGUCCUGUUUGCACGCAAGUCUUCCAGCUUAAGGUCAUUGGGCCCGGCGGACCCCCUGAUGGUCAUCAUUGACCAGGCAUCCGACAAGGCACCUCAUACAAUGCGUCAAGUUAGCUCAUGAGGACGAGCCUAACAGUAGGCCAACGGUCAAAUUGCUUCUGCAUGAGCUCAGUGUGUACCUUUCUAUGCCGACCACCACCAUGAACAAUCCUGGUCACAACGAGACCAUGGACAGCACUCGAGACGUUUACUAUGUCGGUUACUUUCAAUAUUUGUAAGCUAACAGCCAGUGAAUUCACACUUGACAUGGGGUCGAUCACUUUCAAGGGUUGCCAAGAAGGCCCUAUCCUUCGAUCCGAGCAGGAUAUUCUGCAUGUCACUUUGCAGUCAAGGGCGAGCCUACUAAGGACACUUCAUGUCGUAUUAUGCAUCCAGAACGUGUUUUUGAACUCGAACC
Klebsormidium nitens is the source of this 1140-nucleotide messenger RNA. NCBI's taxonomy places the organism in Eukaryota, Viridiplantae, Streptophyta, Klebsormidiophyceae, Klebsormidiales, Klebsormidiaceae. The record is from the annotation of a GenBank genome assembly.